GGUGCCCUGUGCGAGACGGACAUAAAUGAAUGCAGUAGCAACCCCUGCCAAUUUGGAGGGCAAUGCGCCGAGCUGUCCUCGCAGGAUCUGUACGGACACACUGCUGGCUUGCCUCCCUCCUUCAGCCACCGUGGAGCCUCAGGCUACGUUUGUGUCUGUCAGCCCGGAUUCACAGGGAUCCACUGUGAAGAAGACAUUGAUGAAUGCUUACCAAACCCUUGCCAGAACGGUGGUACUUGUGAGAACCUGCCUGGGGACUAUACCUGUCACUGCCCCUUUGAUGACAUUUCUCAGACGUUUUAUGGAGGAGAGGACUGCUCUGAAGUUCUCCUGGGAUGCACUGAUCACCAGUGUCUGAAUAACGGAACAUGUGUCCCUUACUUCCAGAAUGGCCGGCAUGGGUUCAGCUGCCAGUGCCCUUCUGGCUAUGCUGGGCCACUGUGUGAAACUGUCACUACACUUUCUUUUGAGAGCAAUGGCUUCCUAUGGGUCACAAGUGACUCACAUACAGCCAAAGGUUCAGAAUGUACCAUGUCCUUGAGGUUUCAGACUGUUCAGCCAAACACACUUCUCCUUUUCCGAGGCAACAGCAAUGUGUCUAUGAAGCUGGAGUUGCUAAAUGGCUGCGUUCACCUAUCAGUCGAAGUCUGGAAGCAGCCAAAGGUGCUCCUCCAUAUUUCCCACAACACCAGUGAUGGAGAAUGGCAUUUGGUGGAAGUGACAUUUGCAGAAACUGUAACCCUUGGCCUGACUGUCAGCUCCUGCGAGGGGAAAUGCACCACUAAGUCUUCUUUUCCAGUUGAGAAUCAUCGAUCAAUAUGUGCUCUUCAGAACUCUUUUUUGGGUGGCCUACCUACGGGAACAGCCAGCAAUGGUGUGUCUGUGCUUAACGUCUCUAACGUGCCGUCAGCACCUUCCUUUGUAGGCUGUCUCCAAGAUAUUAAAUUUGAUUUGAAUCCCGUCACUCUGGAGAACAUUCCAUCUGGCUUAUCACAAAAUGUCAAAGCAGGCUGCGUGAGACGGGACUGGUGUGAAAGUCAACCUUGUCAAAACAGAGGACGCUGCAUCAACUUGUGGCAGGGCUAUCAGUGUGAAUGUGACAGGCCCUAUACAGGCUCCAACUGCCUGAAAGAGUAUGUAGCAGGCAGAUUUGGCCAGGAUGACUCCCCCGGAUAUGCCGUCUUUAACCUUAAUGAUAAUUAUGGACAGAACUUCAGCCUCUCCAUGUUUGUCCGAACACGUCACCCACUGGGACUACUUCUGGCAUUGGAAAAUGUCACUGACCAGUAUGUCCACGUCUGGCUAGAGCGUGGCAACCUGGCACUGCAGACUCCAGGCUCCCAGAAGUUACUCGUAAAUUUUUUUGUUAGUGAUGGAAAUGCCCACUUAAUAUCUUUGAAAAUCAAACCAAAUGAAAUCGAACUUUAUCAGUCUUCACAGAGCCUAGGAUUAAUUUCUGUUCCUGCAUGGACAAUUCAAAGAGGAGAUCUCCUCUUCAUCGGUGGCCUGCCUGACAGAAAACAGACUGAAGUAUAUGGUGGCUCCUUCAAAGGCUGUAUUCAAGAUGUAAGAUUAAAUAACCAAAAUCUGGAAUUCUUUCCCAAUUCAACAAACCAGGCAUACCAUGAUCCUGUUGUUGUCAAUGUGACUCAAGGCUGUCCUGGAGACAACGCCUGCAAGUCCAACCCCUGUCAUAAUGGAGGUGUCUGCCAUUCCCUGUGGGAUGACUUCUCCUGUUCCUGCCCUACAAACACGGCAGGGAAAGCCUGCGAGGAAGUUCAGUGGUGUCAGCUCCGCCCAUGUCCUCCCAGUGCACGCUGCCAGCUGGUCCCUCGAGGGUUUGAAUGUAUUGCAAAUGCUGUUUUCAGUGAAUUAACGAGAGAAAUAAUGUUCAGAAGCAAUGGGAAUAUUACCAGAGAACUCACCAAUAUCACAUUUGGUUUCAGAACACAUGAUACAAAUGUGAUGAUACUGCAUGCAGAAAAAGAGCCCGAGUUUCUGAAUAUUAGCAUUCAAGACUCCAGAUUACUCUUUCAGCUGAAAAGCGGCAGCAGCUUUGACAUUCUGCAUCUGAUGAGUUUGCAAUUGGUGAACGAUGGCACAUGGCACCAAGUGACUUUUUCCAUGACAGACCCGCUGGCCCAGGCCUCCCAGUGGCAAAUGGAGGUGGACAACCAGAUACCUUUUGUGAUCAGUGCAGUUGCCACUGGAAGCCUGAACUUUCUGAAGGACAAUACGGACAUCUAUGUGGGUGGUCGAGCUAUUGAUAAUACAAUAGGCCUGCGGGGCUGUCUGAGCACAAUAGAAAUUGGAGGAAUAUAUCUCUCUUACUUUGAAAAUCUUCGUGGUUUCACUAGCAAGCCUCAGGAAGAGCAGUUUCUCAAAGUUUCUACAAAUGCAGUACUUACUGGCUGCUUGCCAUUAAAUGCCUGCCACUCCAGCCCCUGUUUGCAUGGAGGAAACUGUGAAGACAGCUACGGCUCUUAUCAGUGUGCCUGUCUCUUGGGAUGGUCAGGGACACACUGUGAAAUCAACAUCGAUGAGUGCUUUUCUAGCCCCUGUCUCCAUGGCAACUGCUCUGAUGGAGUGGCAGCCUACCACUGCAGGUGUGAGCCUGGGUACACUGGUGUGAACUGUGAAGUGGACGUCGACCCUUGCAAGAGUCACCAGUGUGCAAAUGGGGCCACCUGCGUCGGUGGGGCUCAGGGCUAUUCUUGCCUCUGUGCUGGAAAUUUCACAGGGAGAUUUUGCAGACACAGGAGAUUACCCUCAACAGUCUGUGGGAAUGAGGAGACAAACCUCACUUGCUACAAUGGAGGCAACUGCACCGAGUUCCAGGAGGGCUGGGAAUGUCUGUGCCAGCCAGGUUUCACCGGAAAGUGGUGUGAAGAGGACAUCAAUGAGUGUGCCUCUGAUCCCUGCAUCCACGGAGGCCUGUGCAGGGACUUGGUCAACAGAUUCCAGUGCAUCUGUGAUGUGACCUUUGCAGGCGAGCGCUGCGAGCUGGAUGUAAGCGGCCUUUCUUUUUAUGUGUCCCUCUUACUGUGGCAAAAUCUCUUUCAGCUCCUGUCCUACCUCGUUCUGCGCAUGAAUGAUGAGCCAGUUGUAGAGUGGGGAGCACAGGAAAAUUAUUAACGCACAUGUGAGCAUUCCUGAGUGUAAAACACUGAUUUGCAAGAAACGCGCUAUCUCAAUGUAGGUCUCCAGGAGAGUCAAAGGGAAAAUGGGGGAAUAGAGUGCAUGUAGAGGCAGUGGGUUCUCAGCUUCCUUAACGCCACGAUUCUUUAAUAGAAUCCCUUAUGUUGCGGUGACUCCAAACAUAAAAUUAUUUCACUGCUACUUCAUAACUACUUUUUCUACUGGUACGAAUCAUAAUGUAAUUUGAUUAAUCAUAAUGUGUUUUCGGAUGGUCUUAAGUGGCGUCUGUGAAGGGGUCAUUUGACGCUCAGAGGGUUGCGACCCACAGGUUGAGAACUGCUGAUCUAGAGGCUUGAAGAUUUAUUCAAGUCUCUUUAAGCGCACCACAAGUAGUUUGGAUCUAUAUAAGACGUUUUCCUUGUCUACUUUUUUGAAUGAAAAGAAUGGUCUUAAUACAGGGAAAAAUAUCUCAUUACACAGUGCUCUGAGUCCUGAGGCACUGCCAUCCUCAACGCUACCGUGGUGAAUGGUGUUUAAUACCAUCAGAGAAUUUUUCCUCUCUAUACACUUUUGCAUGUUCCUAGUUUCCUGUUAACGGUUUACCCCUUUCACUGUGAUUCUAAUUUGGUGUAUGUUCUUCAUUCUCAUCAGUUAUAUGUAACUUGGAAAUAUCUAUGAAAUUUUGCAUUGCCUUGUGUGCCUCUCUGCAAAGCUAUUCAAAUGAACAGCUUUUCUUCAUGAAGAAGAGGCAAGUUUAUCCCCAGUAAUGUGAGAGAAAGAUGAUCUAGGGUCAGGGCUCACAUUAUCCUUCACCAGCAUCGUUUCUGAUUUCAGAGGCCGUUCUUUCAACCAGAAAAAUAUUAGAUAGCCUUUUUCUAUUUCUUUCUCUUAUUUUCCCCUUUCCCGUUACAAUUGGAAACUUUCUGUUACUACUGAUACAUUUGUGGGGGUUUUGACUUUUUCAUCAAGUCUGCCUAAAUGUCUUUUGGUGGGAAAGUAUCACUACAAAAGAGUUUUUGUUAGUGUUCAUGGAGGGGAAAGUACUUCGACCUUUGAAUGAAUUCUGCAAGAUGCCCUUCUGUGAGUGAGUCUUCAGGAGCCGCUCUGGAUUGAAAUCCCAAGGGUAACCUUUCCUUUGCAUGUUAUCAGUGCUCACUGAGUCAUGACUGUUUUAAGGAAGUGCUUAUGCUGUGGAAAUGACCAAGGUCAGUCUAAAUAUGCCAGUCAGACAAAGGACAAGAUAGUGUACUAUGAAAGUUUAAAAAAAAAAACUGCAUCUAUUUUUAUUCCUCGGUAGUUAUAAAUUUUCUUAGCUGCCCUCACCCUGUGGCAGUCAAUGCACAGUAGCAGCAGUGCUGAUGUCUUGCCUUCAUUCGCAUCAUUUUCCACACAUCUAAAUAUUUGUGUCGGUACCAUCACUUCAGAUAGCCUCUUGUAAAGUGAGGCUGCUGUGGCCAGAAAGUUAGGGAAAACUUUUCAAAAGAUUUUUGCACUCCUAAGUAUGUCCAGUAAGUAGAUUAUAGUCAGAGACCAUAUGUAGAGUUUCACGUUCACUCCCUUCGACACAUACCUUUAACUGUGUGCUUACAGACCAUUCUCAGUGUGAUAAACUCUCCACGUAUUAUACUUAAGGAGUUCUAAUGCUUCUGUUGUCACUGUAAUCGUCAAUUGCUUUCCUAUUUUCCAACUGUCUUAUUAUCAUUUGUUAACUUUUUGCUAAAUAUUUUCU
Messenger RNA from Psammomys obesus (fat sand rat), 4867 nucleotides. It is a transcript of the gene Crb1, whose product is annotated as crumbs cell polarity complex component 1. Gene Ontology annotation, biological process: Notch signaling pathway. Gene Ontology annotation, molecular function: calcium ion binding; Notch binding. The record is from RefSeq and is a predicted model, not a curated record. The transcript has 7 exons. NCBI's taxonomy places the organism in Eukaryota, Metazoa, Chordata, Mammalia, Rodentia, Muridae. The coding region runs from base 532 to 3135 and encodes 867 amino acids.